Molecule: messenger RNA, 1419 nt
Organism: Paramecium tetraurelia
Lineage: Eukaryota; Ciliophora; Oligohymenophorea; Peniculida; Parameciidae
Exons: 5
Molecular function (GO): calcium ion binding
Source: RefSeq, a predicted model, not a curated record
AUGUUUUCAAAUUAGAGCAAAAACACAAUUAUACAUUUGAUUAAAGAUACUGUUAAAGGAGAAAAAGAAUUGGAAAAUAUUAAGUAAAGCCUAAUUCUUCGAAUAACUGAUAGCAAUGUAAGCUACCAAACUUGUUUCCUACAUCUUGCUUAUGAAAAGGACAGAAUAACUAGAAAUGAUUUAGAAGUAUUCCUCUAAAAUUAAUAAAUUCGUUUUGAUUAAAGAGAAAUAUCAAUGCUUAAAUAUACUACCUAUUAGGAUUUUUUAGACUUGAUACUUCCUAACAAUUAGAUCUUUUUAAAGUAAUAUUAAUAAGGACAAUUGAAUUAUAACAAUCCUACUUCAGAUAUACUUAAUUUAAUAGGCAAAGUUAUUGGGAUGAACAUAGAGAUAAUUCGAAAAACCUAGGCCUAUUUAGAUGCAUUGAUCCUAAGAAUUGAUAAGAACACAUUGUUGAACUUUUUGUGUCCUAAAAGCGAUAAAAAUAUGCCAGUCUUCUUAUAGUUACUUAAAAAUAUUGAUCUAGAUAUCAGUUUUGAAGAUGUUGUCUGUGCCAUAAGGAGAUUGGAUAAAGAUCAAGAUUCAGAUGUAAAUAGAUUUGAUUGGGAGGAGCUGCUUAAAUGUUCACAACCGCCAAAAUUUAAUUAAGGUUCUAGAGGAAACCUAUAAAAAUAUGUUAGCAAAUAACAAAGUUAAUUAUCAAUUCAUAGAAGUGAAUCUAGAUAAAAGACUGAUCAAGAAAACACUAAUUCAAAUAGGAAUAUUCCUUUAAGAUCUUCCACUAAAUCCUUACAGAAGUAAUCAAGUUUAAAGGAAGAGUAAAUAUUGGAAUUUCAAUUGCACUUGUUAACAGUAGGGAAAUUGCAAGAUGAGUUGGAUCAAAUAAAAUUAGAACUUUCAAGCCGUGCUGACUAUUCAAUUUCUCAAGCAUUUUAGUUCUUUGAUCUUGAUGUAGAUGGUUCUAUUGAUUUGUAAGAUUUAAAACUUGGGUUUUUGUAGUUGGGAAUAGAUGUUAAUGAGUUUAUAAUUAGGCAAUUACUUCAUAGCUAUUCGACACAUCAUUCUUAAACUUAAUGGGAUCUCACUGACUUUAAGUAUUUGUUUCCAGAAAGCAAGCAGCCUUUGAGUAGUUACAUUGGAGCAUUUACUUAUGAAACCAAGAAAAUUAUAAAAGUGCUGAUAUAGAAAUAUUUAGAAUUAAUUAGAUAUAGGAAAGAAUCAACUCAUCAAAUGGGAUCAGACAUGAAGAAUGUUGAUGUAAUAUUCAACUACAUAGAUUUGGAUUAAGAUGGAAUAAUUACUUAAGAUGACUUUAAAGUGUUAGAUGUGAAGAGUAAACAUGUUCUACUGUUCUUUUAAUCAUUUCAGGAUUACCCUUACUAAAUAACUUAUAAUUAAUUUCAGAAGUAUUUUAUUUGA